UCAUUUAUUCAUACCAUGUCUCGUGUUUCAGUAUAUAAACUCUUUGGUUUCAGACUAGCCGAGUAGCCGAUUAUUUUGAUACUAUUUUUAUUACGUCUGUGGUGGAUGGUUGUGCACAUUUUGCUUCUCUGUGUUAUAUUAGAGUAAAUAAUUCGUGGUAUCAGUUUCUUGUAAAAAUAUGAAGCUUCUGACGCACAAUAUGUUAACAUCUAAAGCUAUAAGAGGCGUGACAUUGGGCUAUCCUUUGAAAAUUAUCGCCCGAGACAUCAGAGUAUCUGAAGUAGAUUUUAAUCCAGAAUAUAUUGCUAAGAUAAUUCCAAAAUUGGACUGGGCAGUGUUGUGGAAAGCUGCCGAAAGCGUAAGAUCACCUCAUAUAUAUAUAUAUAUAUAUAUACACAGG
Molecule: messenger RNA, 400 nt
Organism: Wasmannia auropunctata (little fire ant)
Lineage: Eukaryota; Metazoa; Arthropoda; Insecta; Hymenoptera; Formicidae
Gene: Trmt112
Product: multifunctional methyltransferase subunit TRM112-like protein
Exons: 2
Biological process (GO): rRNA (guanine-N7)-methylation; tRNA methylation; peptidyl-glutamine methylation
Molecular function (GO): protein heterodimerization activity
Source: RefSeq, a predicted model, not a curated record